Messenger RNA from Syzygium oleosum, 2949 nucleotides. RefSeq names its product BEL1-like homeodomain protein 6. The transcript has 6 exons. The record is from RefSeq and is a predicted model, not a curated record. Gene Ontology annotation, molecular function: RNA polymerase II cis-regulatory region sequence-specific DNA binding; DNA-binding transcription factor activity, RNA polymerase II-specific. Lineage: Eukaryota; Viridiplantae; Streptophyta; Magnoliopsida; Myrtales; Myrtaceae. The coding region runs from base 667 to 2682 and encodes 671 amino acids. Gene Ontology annotation, biological process: regulation of transcription by RNA polymerase II.
GGAUAUUGAAGCAACCACAGAGAGAGAGAGAGAGAGAGAGAGAGUGCAGAACUUCCAUGCUCAUGGAUGAGAGAGACAGCCACGGGUAGAGGGAGAGAGACAGAGAGAUGGUGUGAGAGAAGGAGGGAAGGAGGGGGUUUAAGAGAGGGUUUAGGUCUACCAACUGGUGGUUAGAGAUUGAGCACCUUAACCAAACACCAGCCAAGGAAUUAGAGGGAGGAAGGAGGAGGAGAAGCAACAUUGCUGGUUAAACACCAACUACUACUGCUAGUCGCUAGCUCUGUUUCAAGCAAGAACCCAAAGCUAAGCAACCCACGGAGCUUUAAAAGCAGUAGUGACUGUUUCAGAAAAGAGAGAGUGUGUUUGUGUGGUUCAUAAAAAAGAAAAGAAAGAAGAAGCAACUUUUGCGGGGAGAGAGAGAGAGAGAAAGAGGGUCUUGUGUGGUUCUCAGGUCUGUGAACUGGUCUCUUUAAUAGUUCAAUGCAAAUUGGAGCCUUUCUUUCUGCUGAAUUCUUCGGAUCGGAGGGAGUUUGGUCUGUUGGAAGAGUUUUUAGCCCGUUCUGUUGCAUACCCUCAACUGAUACAGGCUUCAGAGGCUUUUUUCCUCAUUUUUCAGCUCUCUCGGUGAUUAUGAAAGGCUUACUUCAAUAACCAGGUGCAAGUAGCAUGUCGACUUACUAUACCAGUUCCAGCGAUCAAAGAGAUGCUGCACCUGUUAUAUACUUACGAGAACACGCCCCCACAUCGCAUGCUGAGGAAUCUCUUCUUCCUGGCAAUAAUAUGAUGUAUGUAAGUUCCGGAACCUUCUCGAGUGCAUUGACUGGGAAUCCUCAGCAGCAAAGUAACGGCAUGGAUAUGUCAUCUGUUGGAGGUCUGGAUUCUAUGCCACAGCACCAAGCCCUGUUUUCUGGCCUUGGUGGGUCCCAAAUGAGCGAUCAUGGUUUGACUGGGUGGAGAGAUGGGAGGAAUGAGAUGCUCUUUAUGCAGUCAAUGGCCAGCCACUCAGCAGUCCUUCAAGAUGGUCAGAACUUGCAGGGACAGGGACUUUCACUAAGUCUUGGGACGCAUAUUCCCUCAGGCAUCCACAUACCUUCCAGUCAAUAUCGGAGUCAGAACUUGGGUUUAACUGCGUUCUUGAGUCCUAAUUCGUCGAAAUCGGCUGAAAGCAAUAGCAGGAAUGGCUCCACUGUAGAUGAACAACCAAGAAGUGCCGAGUUCUUCCCUCAGAGUCUAGUGGGAGCCAAUCAAGAAUCGAACGCAGGGAACUUUUCUGUAAAUGGAAUGUCAAGCAUGUCAAGAAUGAUUCCGAAUUCUAGAUACCUAAGGGCAGCUCAGCAGCUGCUUGAUGAAGUUGUUAAUGUUCGGAAAGCUUUGAAGCAAUCUGAUAGUGAGAAGAUUAAGAGGUCUGAAGAGGGAGAUGAGGAUUCCAAGAAAGAUGCGGCUUCAAAUCCUCAAGAGUCAGAUGGUAAUUCCGCUGGCGACCUUUCACAGGCUGAAAGACAAGAAUUGCAGAGCAAGUUGGCCAAACUUUCGUCAAUGUUGGAUGAGGUUGAUAGAAGGUACAAACAGUAUUACUAUCAGAUGCAGAUUGUAGUGUCAUCUUUCGACAUGAUAGCGGGUCCUGGUGCUGCUAAACCAUACACGGCCCUCGCCCUUCAGACGAUAUCGCGCCACUUUCGGUGCUUACGGGAUGCGAUCACCACCCAAAUUCAAGCAACCCGUAAGAGUCUUGGGGAACAAGAUGCUUCUGGAAGCAGUAAAGGAGUGGGAAUACCUCGGCUUCGUUAUUUGGAUCAGCAGCUCAGGCAGCAACGGGCCCUACAGCAGCUUGGUAUGAUGCAACAGCACGCAUGGAGGCCGCAAAGAGGACUCCCUGAGAGUUCUGUUUCUAUUCUUCGGGCCUGGCUGUUUGAGCAUUUUCUUCAUCCUUACCCAAAGGACUCUGACAAAAUCCUGCUCGCAAGGCAGACAGGGUUGACAAGAAGUCAGGUCUCGAAUUGGUUCAUCAAUGCAAGAGUGCGUCUCUGGAAACCCAUGGUCGAAGAAAUGUACAAAGAAGAGAUUGGGGAUCCGGAACUGGACUCCAACUCAUCCUCCGACACAGCCAAGCCGAAAACAGGCGAUGUCAAGUCCUCCAUGGAGGACCGGGUGGAAGAAGUGCAACAGAGUUCAACAGCUGCACAGAGAUGCAGCUCAGGCCAGCUCAUGGACUCGACGUUCGACCGGACUCCAGAUGUCGAAAUAGCGGGCCACCCCAUGGGAUUCAACUACCUAAACGGGAGACACGGAGACGUCGAAGCUGAGUAUGGCCAGAUCAAGCUAAAUGGAGAGCAAGCGCCCAGUGUUGACGAUUGUGGUCUCUUCCAGAAUUCCAUGGUUCAGUCCGGCAGCAGCAAUGACAGGUUCAUGGCAGCCGCUGCUGCCUACCAAAUGGCCGAGCUGGGGAGGUUCGGUGGAGGAAGCGGGGUGUCCCUUACUCUGGGGCUGCAACAUUGCGAGGGAGGCGCCUUGCCCGUCUCCGCCGGAGCCCACAGCGGCUUCCUGGCCAUGAGAGGGGAUGACCUGUACAACCAGGCGGCUUCGUCUAUAGGCCCCGAGACAACAGAAUUCGAGAGCAUCAACAUUGGGAACCAACAGCAGAGGUUCGGUUCCGCGCAUCUGUUACAUGAUUUCGUGGCAUGAAAACCUUCACGGACUAUCCUUGCGACGAGAAAGCCUCCGAGACCCGCUUUAUUAAAGCUUGCGGCGGCAAGAAAGUUAGGAAAUGACAUUGUAUUGUGGCACCAGCACACAAGUCUGUAUGAUAUUGUUUUUUUUGGAAGGGUUAGUGAAAUCUGUAAAGAUUAAAGAUUCACACACUAUUUGUUGAAUAUGUGAACUGGGAAUUGUAUAAUUAGGGCCAAGCCCAGCUUAGUACAGAAAUAAUGGAAGGGAUGUGUGGAAUUGGAA